Acanthosepion pharaonis is the source of this 828-nucleotide messenger RNA. The record is from the annotation of a GenBank genome assembly. NCBI's taxonomy places the organism in Eukaryota, Metazoa, Mollusca, Cephalopoda, Sepiida, Sepiidae.
AUGCUAUCACCUUUUAUCUUUCGACCGCAUACCAUCACCUUUUAUCUUUCGACCGGAUGCCAUCGCCUUUCAUCUUUAGACGACAUACCAUCACCUUUCAUUUUUCAAUCACAUACCAUCACCUUUUAUCUUUCGACCGCAAUCACCUUUUAUCUUUCAACCGGAUACCAUCGCCUUUCAUCUUUUGACCAUAUACCAUCCCCUUUUCAUUUUCCGACCGCAUACCAUCACAUUUCAUCUUUCGACCGCAUAACAUCACCUUUCAUCCUUCAACUGCAUACCAUCACCUUUCAUCUUUCGACCGCAUACCAUCACAUUUCCUCUUACGACCGCAUACCAUCAACUUUUAUCUUUAGAUCACAUACCGUCGCCUUUCAUUUUUCGACCACAUACCAUCAUCUUUCAUCUUUCGACCACAUUUCAUCACCUUUCAUCUUUCGACCGCAUAUCAUCACGUUUCAUCUUUUGACCGCAUACUAUCACCUUUCAUCUUUCGACCGCAUACCAUCACGUUUCAUCUUUCGACCUCAUACCAUCACCAUUCAUCUUUCGACUACAUACCAUCACCUUUCAUUUUUCGACCGCAUAUCAUCACAUUUCCUCUUUCGACCGCAUACCAUCACCUUUCAUCUUUCGACCGGAUGCCAUCGCCUUUCAUCUUUAGACCGCAUACCAUCACAUUUCAUCUUUCAACCAGAUACCAUAACAUUUCAUCUUUCGACCGAAUGCCAUCACCUUUCAUCUUUCGAACACAUACCAUUACCUUUCUUCUUUCGACCACAUACCAUCACCUUUCAUCUUUCGACUGAACACCAUCGUACGUUUUAG